AUGAGAUCGGGUGGAGGAGGAGUAGAAUAUAAAUCCGCCGAUUUGGGAAUGUCUACGAGUUAUGCUGCAAUGUCUGCUUCUUUAACCUCAAUUCCUAUUCAGUCCUCCAACCUUGGUUUUAAGUUGUUGAAAAAACUUGGCUGGAGAGAAGGAACUGGACUUGGCAUUGCUGAACAGGGUAGAUUAGAACCUGUGCCAGCUUAUAUCAAGAAAAAUAAGAGAGGCUUGGGAGCAAAGAAGUCAAAGAAGGCAGCAGAGCACCUUAAAAGUUCUGGGCUUUUCUUGGGGCGGAAGAUUGUAAAAGAUGGGGAGAAAGAAAAAGCGUCUGAUGUACAGAAGACAAAGGGAAUCUCUAAAAAGAUGAAGAAAGUACUAGAGUUUGAGAAUCGCAUGCAAGAGAAAGAAUUUGAGCGAGUUUUUUUUAGGGAAUUCUGGCCAGAUAAUGCUUAG
This is a messenger RNA of Nicotiana tabacum (common tobacco), 450 nucleotides long. RefSeq lists its product as uncharacterized. The record is from RefSeq and is a predicted model, not a curated record. Gene Ontology annotation, molecular function: nucleic acid binding. NCBI's taxonomy places the organism in Eukaryota, Viridiplantae, Streptophyta, Magnoliopsida, Solanales, Solanaceae.